ACGUUUUUCCUGUUGCACAUACGUUACGUUAGCACCGCCCGGUAUCGAUAUGGGUAUCGAUAACUGCAGAACUCGCCCAUUUCAAAAGUUCCAUCCACACGAUAAAUAACAAAGGAAAAUCAAAACACUGCAAUUGGGAUAAUUGGCAAAAUGAAGCAAAGCUCGCUUUCUAUGUUCGCCGAAGACAUCCUUAAGGAUUACGGCUCGUUCAUGGAGGAACAUGACAGUAAAUUGCAAACUUUACGACAACAAAUGCCUGAUAAUGCCGGCGGAAGUCAAUUGCUAACAUCAUUAACGCCGGCUAUAGAGAUUAACUACCUGGAUGACACGCACAACGACUUUCUCAACUGGCACAAUACACGUCUAACGGAAUCAGAGCUACUGGCCAAUAAACCACUCACAACAUUGGCCAAUUUGUGCAAUCAAUGCAACGAUUUGACACAAACAGCGCAACAAUUGCAGCUACAAUUUGUCACCACAAGCACACGACUUGAGACGAGAGCUGGGAAUGGGGGACGGGAGCAAACGUUAUACCAAAUGAGUGCAGCCAUCGAUUUCUUUUGCCAAAUCUACUUCCUUUUGAAGCGGAUUAUUGUUGUGCUGCAAAAUAUUUGGAUGCAGUUAACAGCAUAUGUCUCGAAUACUGUCAACAUCCAUGAAGCACAUCUCUUUCAUGUUUUCGAUGCCAUGGCCGAGCUGUUGGAGCAACUGGUCGUAUUCAAUGAACUGACCGAACAAUCAAGUCUUUCGGCCAAGUGGCCGCUGUACAAAAAGUGGCUGCAAACGUUGUUGGGGAAGAGUAGCUCCAGCAUAUUCGAAGUGCAAGGCGUGCAGAGUUCACUCGAUGACAUCGACACUGUAAUCUCUGGGAAUAUCUUUCAGAUGCUGCUGGUCAGCUUGCUGGAUACGAAGAAACAAAUGAAUCUAAAGGACGCCAGCGUCAACUAUAUAACACAACAUUCCAAUGCGUAUGUACGCCAACUAUUGACAACCGCGAUUGAAGCGACCCAAGCGAACGAGUGGCGAAACUAUGAAGAGCCCAAGCAACUGCUGCGGCUAACAGCAUUUAUUUGUGUGCUGCACAAGUUGGGCAUCCUCCUGGAUGGCAAACUGAUCAAGAGUGUCUUGGAGACAUUGUCCAGAUACCAGCGUGUGCCAUUGCAACGGAAUGUCUUCUGGUCGCCACACACAUUCAUUGGCAGGCACGCCAAGACGCUGCUAAAGACGCAGGACAAAGCCGUCGAUUGCCUGAAGCAAUAUAACGCAUCCGCCGAGAAGUUGACAUCGAAUGAUUUGAAGACUUGUCGCCAGCUGGGCACACAGAUUGCACUUUGGUCCAUCAACAUGCAGCGCUGCUUUGCCGCCGGUCCCAUCAAUCAGUUGAAGACGUUUGCCAAGCUCAUUUUAUUGGGUCAGAGUUAUGGCGAGCAGGUGAACAGUCUUAUUGAUGGCCUAAUCCGACGCCAUUUAACCCUUGCGCUGCCCAUUACGAAGAGUGCCUUAUUUACAAUUUACAAGUUGCUGCAGUAUUUGCAAAUGCUGCAAAAGAUAUUUGCCAGCAAUCAAAUUGUUUGCAUGCGCUAUGUGAGCUCAGUGUUGCAAUGGCAAACGCAAAAGAUUCAACAUCUCUUGCUGCUAACGAAACGCAACAUUCUCGAUCUGAAGCUGAUGCAGCGCAAGAUGAGCAUAUUGACUACGCUCAAGCUAACCGAACGUUCCCUCAAGGGUUAUCCGCCCACACGACGUCGUCUGACCAUCGUGAAUCUGGCGCUGAGCGAAUUCCUUGGCAAAGAGCGUCUGUUGCCCACGGAUAAACAGAAGCUAUUCAAGUCCAUCUCGAUGCGUGCCAAUAAUCUCAGUCGCUAUCAGCAGAACAUUCUCGGCCAGUUUGAUUCGACGCAACUGAUCAACAACUACGAUUCGCUGUCGAUUUCGGAUGCGGCGCUCAAGGAGUACGUUCAACAACAGCAGAAUCCCUUUUUAUUGCAGAAUAUCUUCGCUGCUAGCAACAAGCUGGACAAGAACUUGGCGCUGUUUAAAGUCGAUCGCGAGGCACAGGACGAGUCAGUGAGAAGUCAGCGCAUCUUUGACUGGGAACGUGAAUUCUUGAGCAACCAUUUGGAGUUUCUACUGCGAGUGGAAGCGUUGUCGCAUCUCCUGCUUAGUCAGGAUCAACCAUUCACGCAGCAAACCAUCGACUAUAGAUUGUGCAUCAAUGUGGCUGCCAUAGAGAAUGAUGGCGUCUACAAUAUACUUCGAGAUAACCUUGAAAACUAUUUUACGGCCACGUUCUACAAUUUAACGACAAUUGCGCCACACGACUGGAAGUCAUAUGAGAAGAUGCGUCACUUGGCUAACAAACUGCUGCAAUUGCGACCUGUUGACGAUUAUUUGCCCAAUCAAAUUAUAGAUCAAGGCAUCGAUGUGCUGCAGAUAAUGCGUAAUAUCCACACAUUCGCAUCGAGCUACGCCUACAAUAUGAACUUGCAGUUGUUUGUGGAGAUGCAGAGUCGGAACAAGCAUCUGGAUAUCAUUGGAACACGUCACGUGGCGAAUUCCGUGCAGACUCACGGCACUGGGAUCAUCAACACGACCGUCAACUUCAUCUAUCAAUUCUUGCGGCAAAAGUUCUACACAUUCUCGACGUUCCUGCACGAUGAGCACAUCAAGUCGCGUCUGCUCAAGGAAUUUCGCUAUCAUGCCGAUCACAAGCAUGUGAAACCCUAUCAAUCGUAUCCCUAUGAGAGAGCCGAGAGCUUCAUCAAGAAGAUACGCAAAUUGGGCGUCUCGCAGAAUGGCGAAACCUACAUGGAUCUAUUUCGUAAAGUCAUCACACAAGUGGGUAACGCUGUGGGUUAUGUGCGACUGCUGCAAUCCGGCAGCAAGAAUGCCAACUAUCGAAGUCGUUCCUUUAUGUCCCGUUUCAAUAGUAAUUUCUCAAGAUGCGACGAAAAGAAUCUGGAGGAGACAACACAAAGUUCCAUUCGAGAGUACGAGAAAAGCGUUGAGCACUUGAAAGAAUGCUACUCGGACAACACAAACUACUUCAAGUUGUUGAUGCAAGGCUUUCAGCCAUUCCUUUGCAAUCCGCAUAAUCAUCAUCUGAAGACAUUCUUUCUGAUCACGCCCGCGCUUAUGAUGAACUACAUCGACUAUCGCGUCAAGGAGAAGCUGAAAAUGUAUAAAAAAGAUCAGAUGCGAUGUUCGCUGUUCGAAGAUGGCUUUGCCAUUGGUCUCAUCUAUAUACUGAAUAUGUUGAAUCAACUGAGCGAAUUCCAUGAGCUUGGCUGGAGUCAAACAACAGCUCAGCAGCUGCAGGCCGAGCGUCUCAAGCUCAAGGAUAUUAUGGCUACCUCGGAGACGACACAAAAAGGAUCGCCACACAAGGCCAAUGUGGAUGAGAAGCUGCUCCAGACGGUGGCCAUAACCGAGAGGCAUGUGAAUGCCUAUGAGCAGGAGUAUAAUUUAUUGUAUGCCACAUUGAGCAGCGCUGAAAUAUUCUUCCAAUAAUAAUAGUAAUAACAAUAAUGAUGUUUUAGUUUUAGUAUCAGUUUCAGUUUAUUAAGACGAAACUAUAAAUCUGAUUGUUAAGUUUAAAAAGACUUUUGUUUUGUUUGUUGUUAUUACUCUCGGUUUCAUUUUGUAAUUCCAUUUUGUAAACUCUGUUAAUACAAGUACAAUUUUUGUUGGUUAGACAAACUACUCAAAAAUUCAUAAACGGGAACGACGAAUGCAAAAGUUAUUCACGUAUACCAUAUAAAUAUACAUAUACUAUAUAUAGUACUAUAUAAGGGAACCUCAAGACAGUCGAUUUGUUUAAAUAAAUGAUCGCUUUUGGAAUAUUUAUGUGUGUGUAUUAUAAAUGCAGGCAAAAUACAACAAAUUGUCGGGUAGUUAAUUGGUUAGAUCGCUACUCUUUUUUUCUCAUUUUCAUUUUUGUUUUGUUUUUCUAUUAGCCAAGUCACAUAUUAAUUUGCAGCUUAGUAUUAGUCACAAAUUAGUCAUUUCAUAUAAGACAUCAGUGUGUAUCUAUGUAAGUGUGUGUGUGACAGGUAAUACAAACAUACUCGAUAAGGUACUAUUCAAUAUACAUUUUAUAUAGACAAUACAGCUCUAGACGAGGCGACUGUGUUGUUGUUGUUGCAUUGUUGAAAAGUAGCAAGUAGUUUAACCCAAGGUUAACCCAAUUGUGUGGAGAGAUAGCGAGAUAAGAGAAUAGAAUAUUGAUAACAUAAUCCAUAAUAAUGUCUAUUGAAAAUAUGUAUUGUAUUUCAUAUCAUUACAGUUAUUGGUAAAAAAAAAAAAAAUGUGGUUUUCUUUUCAUUUUUGUUUUUUUUUGUUUUUUUUUUUUUUUGGAGAAAAUGCGAACGGGUUUCGUCUUAACAGAAAUACGCCAGGGUGACACAGGCCAGAUCAGCUUAAAGUGAGCCACAAUCGGCAACCACAAUCUUCUUUGUGGUCUUGCCAGAUUGCGAGCCGUAUGACUCGAUCUUCUUGACAACAUCCAGACCCUCGACGACCUCGCCGAAUACGACGUGCUUGUUGUCCAGCCAAGCGGUCUUCACGGUGCAGAUGAAGAACUGCGAGCCGUUGGUGUUGGCGCCAGCGUUAGCCAUCGACAGGAUGCCGGAGCCGGUGUGCUUCAGACGGAAGUUCUCAUCGGGGAACUUGUUGCCGUAGAUGGACUUGCCUCCAGUGCCGUUGUGGUUGGUGAAAUCGCCGCCCUGGCACAUGAAGUUUGGAAUGACGCGAUGGAAACUGGAGCCCUUGUAGCCGAAACCCUUCUCGCCGGUG
Molecule: messenger RNA, 4794 nt
Organism: Drosophila sulfurigaster albostrigata
Lineage: Eukaryota; Metazoa; Arthropoda; Insecta; Diptera; Drosophilidae
Gene: SWIP
Product: WASH complex subunit 4
Exons: 9
Coding region: 151-3510 (1119 amino acids)
Biological process (GO): endosomal transport; endosome organization
Cellular component (GO): WASH complex; endosome
Source: RefSeq, a predicted model, not a curated record